Messenger RNA from Micromonas pusilla CCMP1545, 552 nucleotides. RefSeq lists its product as uncharacterized. Lineage: Eukaryota; Viridiplantae; Chlorophyta; Mamiellophyceae; Mamiellales; Mamiellaceae. The record is from RefSeq and is a predicted model, not a curated record. Bases 34 to 552 code for a protein of 172 amino acids. The transcript has a single exon.
CCCCCGACGCCUCGGACCCCGCUCGCGCGCGACAUGAAACCAUCAUCCCUCCUCCUCGCGAUCCUCGCCGUCGCGUCGUGCUCCGCCGCGACCGCCGCGCGCGCGGUCCCGCUCGCGACGAACACCCUCGCCGCGGACAACUCGCUGACGCUGCAGACGACGCUGUCGUCGUCGCGCCUGUCCUCCUCCUGGCGCGACGACGACGACGACGACGACGCGCCCGCCCCGGGCCCGAAGACGCACACGCUGCCGUACUCGAACCCGAACACGGGCGCGUGCAUGGCGAACGAGCAGAAGGUGGCGAUUCAAGGCCUCCCCGGGUCGUUCUGCUCCCCGAGGUGCUCGCCCGCGUCGCCGUGUCCGGCGGACACGCACGUCGGCGCGACCGCGCAGGGGGAAUGCGUGCUCGAGCCCGCGGGGGCGUCCGAGCCGUCCCAGUGCGCGCUGAUUUGCAAGCCCGCGUCGCCGUUCCACGCCGCCGGGCCGACGUGUCCCAAGGGCGCGACGUGCCAGCCGAUCCAGGGCGUCGGCAUCUGCACGUACGGGGAGUGA